This is a messenger RNA of Ostrinia nubilalis (European corn borer), 2015 nucleotides long. RefSeq names its product probable serine hydrolase (gene kraken). The coding region runs from base 291 to 1241 and encodes 316 amino acids. The record is from RefSeq and is a predicted model, not a curated record. NCBI's taxonomy places the organism in Eukaryota, Metazoa, Arthropoda, Insecta, Lepidoptera, Crambidae. The transcript is spliced from 2 exons.
UGGAAAUCAAAGGCCACAAGAAUUUUUCAUUGUAAAAUCUUGUAUCGUACCGACUGAACGUUUAAAUGUGUUAGUGCCUCUCAGGUGAAUUUCACGCUACAGGCGCGUGUUUUUCAGUUACGUACAGUGAACUUUGCGGUCACCUUUGCGUGUUGAAACUCCCAAGUUGGGUGAUCAAACGAUUUUUGUGUAUUUCCUCAUUUGAUAAGUGGAGAAUUACGUCGUGUUUUAGCUGGAAUUCUUGACUCACCACUUUGUGAUUUAAAUAGUUGCCUGGUGCUGAAAUAAGCAUGGGAGAACCACUCACCAAUGGUCAUCAGAAAGAAGAAAGCUUACCAGCUGGCAUCGUAGUGGAAGAAGUAGAGAUCCCGGUACCAUGGGGCCACGUGGCUGGCCGAUGGUGGGGGCCUCGGGACAAGCAGCCCAUCAUCGCCAUACACGGCUGGCAAGACAACGCAGGCACCUGGGACAACCUCAUACCCCAACUGCCAGUCACCACCUCAGUUCUCUGCAUAGAUCUCCCUGGACAUGGCCUCUCCUCACACUACCCAACGGGUAUGCUCUAUUACAUAUUCUGGGACGGCGUUGUGCUCCUCAGAAGAAUCAUCAAACAUUUCAAAUGGACUGAAAAUGUUACCCUGAUGGGACAUUCCCUGGGAGGUGCCUUGAGCUUUAUGUACGCGGCAUCGUAUCCGGACGAAGUGGACAGGAUAAUAUGCAUCGAUAUAGCAAGCCCUGCUGUCAGGGAUCCCGCUAAUAUGGUGGAGAAGACUGGAUGGAGUAUGGAUAAGCUGUUGGAGUAUGAACACUUGACAGAGGACAAAAUACCGUCGUAUGAUUACGAUGAGAUGAUUGACAUCGUUUGCGACGCGUACCGAGGUUCCGUUUCGAAGGAGAACUGCAAAGUUUUGAUGAAGAGAGGCAUGGCCCCCACUCCCGCUCAUAUCAAGAAGAAAGGGUACUAUUUCAAGAGGGACCCACGACUAAAAGUUUCUGGACUGGCCAUGAUGUCGAUCGAGACCGCUUUGGAGUACGCCAGUCAUGUAAAAUGUAAAGUCCUGAAUAUAAGAGCUCUUCCAGGACAGAAAUGGGAGAGACUGGACUAUUAUCUAGACGUUAUUGAGAAAAUGAAGCAAACUGCUGAUGUCCAGUUUGUGGAAGUGGAGGGAACACAUCACGUGCAUUUAGAAGCUCCAGAAAAUAUACUUCAACUUGUAGAAGACUUCUUAGAAGAAUAUUAACUGCAUUAUUUAGUGCUAAUUUGCAAAUGUGAUAUGUAAUGUGAUUGAAGUACGGUCGGUACUUUCUUUUUAAGAGUAGUUUGCAAUUGCAAUAACAAAUAAUUGUUUGUAAGCUUGCUAGGACACUAGAUUUUUGUGAAAUCAAAUUUCACGUAAUUGUUGAACAAAACACUGUUAAAUUACUGAACAUAAUCAAUCAUGGCUAUAUUAGUUUCACAGUUUUUUGUGGUUUUUACAGUUUUAAGAUGAUCAAAAUGCAUUGACUUAUUCUUAUGUGUUAAGAAACAAACAAUGUAGUCGCCCUUUGGACCGUUUUAUGAGUAACCACUUAUGUUAUGGCUUUAGCAUUAUAGUUUUAUAGGUAUCUACACGUUAAUGACUUUGUCGUACAAGAAAAACAAUCGUUUUACUGUUUGGCAACUUGGAUAAUUAUUAUUGUCAUGUCGUCGCCAUCAAGUCGCGUUUUACUAGGCAAUGGGUAUGUAUCCCAUGAAUUCCCAUGGUUCUGAGUCGAUACAUUUAACUACGCAUUGUAAUAGCUGGUUUACACUAUGUCGGAUCGUCAAUUUUAUCGAUACAAUGAAUGUUGCAUUUGUAUAAUUUAUACCUAAUUAGGUAUCUAUAGCAUUGUUCCCAGACAGCGGCCCGACAAAACUGUCUGCAACGACAUAUUAUCGGUCGCCCGACCAUGAUAACGGUCGGGUCAAUUGCUUCUUCGGGACGAUCCAGUAUUUUUGAACAAAAUCAUCUACUCGGACACGUUUGAACAAAAUC